Molecule: messenger RNA, 282 nt
Organism: Magnolia sinica
Lineage: Eukaryota; Viridiplantae; Streptophyta; Magnoliopsida; Magnoliales; Magnoliaceae
Exons: 1
Coding region: 1-282 (93 amino acids)
Source: RefSeq, a predicted model, not a curated record
AUGGAGGCGCAGAGGCUUCAGUUGGAGAGAGAUAGGGAAGAGUUGAAGCUUCUUAAAUGCACGCUAAAAGAGAGAGAAGAAUCGAUGGAGAGGGAGAGAGAAGUAGUAUUCAAGGAGGUUGAACUAAUGCUAAAACUAAAAGAAGCCUUGAAGUUAAAGAAGGAAGAGUUGAAUGAGAGGGCGGUUUUGAAGAAGGAAAGGGAAAUGCUAAUGAGGAAGAAGGAAGAACUAAAGAAGGAGAGGGAAGAGUUGGAGGAGGGUAAGGUGGGGUUGAAGAAGUAG